Molecule: messenger RNA, 1682 nt
Organism: Heterotrigona itama
Lineage: Eukaryota; Metazoa; Arthropoda; Insecta; Hymenoptera; Apidae
Source: the annotation of a GenBank genome assembly
AUGUCUGCUCAAGGAUUGCUGCUGGCAGGUAAAAUUAACAACAAAUAAAUUCACGAAUAAAGUUAACGUAACAAACAAACUUACUAUAUGUUAUUAAUUAAAAAUAUGAUGGAAAUUCCUUAUAUUAAUUAUUAAUACUUGUUCGUUAUCCAAUGGCACAUAUUUCUAAUAACUUUCGAUCUUCAAACGACUCAAUACAUUUGAUUAUUUUCAAUAUAAAUCACAUUGAUAUAAUUGUUUCUAUAUAUAAGUUUAUAGUUUUAAUGCAACGAUGAUGAAUUUUAUAUCUGAGGCCUAAAAAAAAAAAUAUUUAAUAAGUGUUUUUAAUUGUAGUCUUGUUAUAUUCGUAACAGAUAAGGACAAUACGGCUAUCAUGGUUGGAGUCAUAGUUCCAAUAGUAUUCUUGUUAACUUUAUUGGGCAUCGGGCUACUGGUCAGACGGAGAAGAAGUCAAGGACGUAAAACGACUGAAACAAGGACCACUGACAACUUAUCUUUACCGGACAGCGUGAUUGAUACUAGUCGACCAAUUAAAAUAGAAGAUUUUUCGGAACAUUAUCGCACGAUGUCGGCGGACUCGGACUUCCGUUUCUCGGAAGAGUUUGAAGAACUGAAGCAUGUUGGAAGAGAUCAACCUUGCACAGCCGCUGAUUUACCGUGCAACAGACCGAAGAAUCGUUUCACAAAUAUCCUGCCCUACGACCACAGCAGAUUUAAGUUACAGCCUGUAGAUGACGAAGAGGGUUCUGACUAUAUCAACGCCAAUUAUGUUCCUGGUCACAAUUCUCCAAGAGAAUUCAUCGUCACACAAGGACCUUUGCAUUCGACACGCGACGAUUUCUGGAGGAUGGUCUGGGAAAGCAAUAGCAGAGCCAUUGUUAUGCUAACAAGGUGUAUUGAAAAGGGCAGGGAAAAGUGUGACCAUUAUUGGCCCAUGGAUACCCAUCCUGUUUAUUACGGGGACAUUUGCGUGACGAUACUAAACGAAACGCAUUACCCCGAUUGGAGUAUCACGGAAUUCAUGUUGUGCAGGAAGAAAAUGUCACAAAUGGUCAACGAAAGCUUAAGAAAGAUUUCGUCAACGAAACAUUUCUUCGACACACAGGGAGACGUGAAGAGAAUCAUUCAACACUUUCAUUUCACAACGUGGCCGGACUUCGGUGUGCCAAAUCCGCCUCAAACGUUGGCUAGAUUCGUUCGAGCGUUCAGAGAGAAAGUCAGACCGGACCAGAGGCCGAUCGUCGUUCAUUGUAGCGCUGGUGUUGGCCGCAGCGGUACGUUUAUCACAUUGGACAGAAUACUUCAACAGAUCUUGGUGUCGAAGUACGUCGACAUCUUUGGAAUAGUCUGGGCAAUGAGGAAGGAGCGUGUCUGGAUGGUGCAGACGGAGCAGCAAUACAUCUGCAUACAUCAAUGUCUUCUGGCUGUGCUCGAAGGCCAGGACAUGACUGGACCGCCGCGCGAGAUCCACGACAAUCAAGGAUUCGAAGGUGAGCUUUCCAUCGUCAAUGUGGCCGCUUUCAGAAUUUGAUAAUUUCGAGAGAACAAGCAAGGGAUGUGCGCGUAUUAAAAAUUUUCCUACGUUCGUUUCUUACGUGGACAAUAAUUAUAAAUCGAAAGAAGCUGUAGCUCGUGUCUGUUUUAUUUUUUUUCUUUUUUUAGAUGUGAUAUUUUUAUGCUAA